CACACACGCACAGCAAAAGUGAAGUGAAGAUGCUUCUGUCCUUUCGAUCAACAGUCCAGCUCGUAAGCCAUUCACUUCCUCCUCUUCAUUUUCUUCUCCUUCUCCUCCCAGAGCGCCAAACUGUCCCCUUGCCUGGUUUACAGAAGGAACUUGCGCAGCCGGGCUCGGCCAGCUCGGAGGAGGCGAGAGGAGGCACCAGAGAUCCGGAGCACCGUCACCCCUAUAGCGUAUCCGUGGAGAACUACGCGUCGGUAUGGGUGCGCUGACAAAAGGACGUUACCUCUCCAUGGCGGGCCUCCUGCUCCUUGUUUAUUGCACAGUAUCAGUAAUCUCCAAAGGUACCACAGGGGAUGCUCAGCCUGAUGCCCUACCUUCGGUGCAAGGCACCUUGCCGCACUUCAUCCAGGAGCCAGAGGAUGCAUAUAUCGUCAAGAGCAACCCCAUUAAGCUGCACUGUCGAGCCGCACCCGCCUUACAGAUCUUCUUCAAAUGCAAUGGAGAGUGGGUGCACCAGAAUGAGCACUUUUCCCAGGAGUAUAAGGACCUCAACACUGGGCUGAAGGUGCGUGAGGUGAUGAUCAACGUGUCCCGUCAGCAAGUGGAGGAUUUUCAUGGCCCGGAAGACUACUGGUGUCUCUGUGUAGCCUGGAGCCACCUGGGCACCUCUAAGAGUCGUAAGGCUACUGUCCGCAUUGCCUACCUGAGGAAAAACUUUGAGCAGGACCCCCAGGGGAAGGAGGUGCCAAUCAACGGGAUGAUCGUUCUGCACUGUCGCCCUCCAGAGGGAGUGCCUGUAGCAGAGGUGGAGUGGCUAAAAAAUGAGGAGCUGCUGAGUUCCCUGACUGAUGACAACAUCGACACCCGUGCAGACCACAACCUCAUCAUCAACGAGGCACGGCUGUCUGACUCGGGCAACUAUACCUGUCUGGCCAGCAACAUUGUGGCUAAGAGACGCAGUGCCACAGCCACUGUGAUUGUCUUUGUGAAUGGCGGCUGGUCCCUGUGGACAGAGUGGUCGCCCUGUAAUGUGCCAUGUGGGCGGGGUGUCCAGAAGCGAUCUCGAACCUGUACUAACCCGGCACCUCUCAACGGCGGGGCUUUCUGCGAGGGCAUGUCUGUACAGAAGAUCACCUGCAAUGCACCGUGUCCAAUUGAUGGAGGCUGGGACGAGUGGAGUGAAUGGACCGUAUGCAGCAGCCAGUGUGAGAAGCAGCGAAGUAGGGAAUGCAACUCCCCAGCACCCAGACACCGAGGCAAGAUGUGUGAAGGGAACAGCGAGGCCACUGAGAACUGCACAGAUGGACUAUGUACCCAGAAUCGAAAGCUGCUACAUGAUGUUAAACCUCAAAGUAUGGACAGCACCAGUGAUGUAGCACUGUACUCAGGCCUGGGAGCAGGCAUCAUUGCUGUGGCAAUCCUCGUGGUGGCUGUCAUGCUGUACAGGAAGAACCACAGCGAGUACGGCGUGGAUGUCAUCGACUCCUCCGCGCUCACCGGGGGUUUCCAGUCUUUCAACUUCAAGACCACCAGACAAGGCAACCCGCUGCUUCUCAACUCCACGAUGCAGCCUGACUUAACAGUGGGCCGGACAUACAGCACGCCCCUCUGCUUCCAGGACAGCACAGACAAAGAGCUCUUUGACCCCCUGCCAGACAUCAAGGUCAAAGUUCAGAGCUCCUUUAUGGUUUCACUAGGUGUGGCUGAGCGGGCGGAGUUCCACGCCAAAGCCCCUGCUGAGACCUUCCCGAGAGACCUGAGCCGGGACUACAGCAGCACAGCGGAUAGACGCAAGAAAGGCCUGCUCACCCUCAAUGGGCCCUUCAGCACCUGCAAAGAGCAGCUGAGGACCACCGGCGUGUUCGGCCACCCCGGAGGGCGCCUGAUGGUGCCAAACACCGGGGUCAGCCUGCUGGUGCCUCAUGGAGCCGUGGCUGAGAAUAUGUCCUGGGAGAUGUACAUGGUGAUCAAUCAGGGAGAGGCAAGUGUCCAAACACUGGAAGGCUGUGAAAUCCUCCUUGGCCCAGAGGUGAUGUACGGUCCUCCGGGCUUGGACCUCUUCUGCCCAGUGGCCAUGACCAUCGCUCACUGCGCCGAGGUGGACACUGAGAACUGGAACAUCCAGCUCAAGAGGAAAACCCAGGACAGCAAAUGGGAGGAAGUGAUGUCAGUGGAGGAGGAGUCCACUUCCUGUUACUGCCUGAUGGACUCGACAAGCUGCCACCUGCUGCUGGACCAGCCGGGCUCGUACGCCCUGGUGGGCGAGCCCCUGACGCAGGCUGCCAUCAAGAGGCUGAAGCUGGCUGUGUUUGGGAGCAUGGAAGCCGGCUCCAUGAGUUACAGCCUGAGGGUGUACUGUGUGGAUGACACGCCACACGCAUUUCAGGGAGUGGUGGCUGCAGAGAAGACCAGAGGGGGUCAGCUCCUCGAGGAGCCAAAGAUGUUGCCUUUCCGAGCGAACACCUUCAGCCUCCAGGUGUCCAUCCAAGAUGUUCCCCAGUUCCUGUGGAGCAUCAAACCCUUUACCACAUGUCAGGAGUUCUCCUUCCCCCAAGUGUGGUGCAGCAACCAGCAGCCCCUGCACUGUGCCUUCUCUCUGGAGAGAUACAGCCCUGCCACCGCCCAGCUCUCCUGCAAAAUCAGCGUGCGCCAGGUCAAAGGCCACGAGCAGAUUCUGCAGGUCUACACGGCUGUGGCCGAGACUGAAAAGGAGUCGGUUCCAUUUUUUAUGCAGACAGACUGCACCAUCACGUCCCAGACGGGACCCAAGGCCUUCAAAAUCCCCUUGUCCAUCCGCCAGAGGAUCUGUGCCACCUUCGACACUGCCAACGCCAAGGGCAAGGACUGGCAACUCUUAGCCCAGAAGCUCCACUUAGAUCGAAACCUGGGUUAUUUUGCAAAGCAGCGGAGCCCGUCAGCGGUCAUACUGAGCCUGUGGGAGGCUCGCCACCAGGACACUGCUGACCUUGACUCUCUAGCCAGUGCCCUCGAGGAGAUUGGCAAGAUUCACUCCAAAAGCUCCCCCAAGGACCAGGAUGAGCCGGAGUCUGACUUCAAUCACAUACAAGCGGGCAGUGUAUACGGAACGGGCAAACUAACAAAUCAGACAACAGAGGACUCUGCUCCUGAAUAUACAGGCUGAGGGGAAAGAGAGUGAGUGAAAGCUGACAGACUUGGGCAUAUAUCUGUGUACGCACAUGGCCAGUGAUAGACAACACACCACGGCAGUGCACUGGAAGGUCACAAGGUUGUGAGUGCACAGUGCGAGCAGUCAACAUGCCGACCAAUUACAAUAGAGGGAGGUGAGCCGGUACCUGCUGUGGAUCUACCCCUCUCUUUUAAGAAUCUGUCUGAAGAUGGACUGUACAUUUUUUCUGCCUUUCCACUCCAUUUUAAGUUAAUUUUUAAUUUAUUUGUUGUUUCACAUUAAAGCUGCCCCUCUGUAUAUUCAUUUUUCAGGUCAGAGGGUGAGCGGGUUAAAUCCUGAACUUUGAUGCAUAUUAUUUUCUGAAUUUGUGUUAAAUUAGAUCCUUUUUAUCUCGCUAGGGACUGUCACUACCACCUCCCCUCCUUUUCCCAGUGGUCCACCCAGCAGCUGGACAUAUUUGCAUACAAGUUCUUAUUUGCAAAUAAGAUGAUACAACUGUGGCGUCAUUUCAGAGACACAUGAUCAGAUUUCUUAUUUUUCCCCACACCACAUCCCUGUGUCAACGAGUGAAUGAGGACUUCAAAGCUACGUUUUUUGGCGUCCAAUAUUAUAUUUUUAAAAGGAAGCUGCUGAUUGCUUAAAUGUUGUGGUUGUGAACUUUUAAAGCCAAGUAUCUUGACAUUCGCCCAUUUUCAUCUCUCAAAAAAAUCUAGUCUAUGGGAAGAUAAAAAAUUCUCAUAGACAACCAGUGUUGUAUGAUCAUUUAUUUAAAAAACAAACAGUUAAGAGAAAUACAGUAUCAGCCCCAGUUUAAUCAUAAAGGACAGCACGAUCAGAGUGUGACCUCCCAUGUGUUAACCCAUAAGGGAAAAACGAUGAUUGUGGCAUAAUGUGGCAGAGUGAGAUUUCUAACCGUGGCAUUGCAGUUCAUUACAGUUUCCUCCACCAAGCGAUAGAGAGGAAGGAAACUGUAAAACAUCAUUUCCUGGCACGGCAGGGAGUGCAUCGCCACGUCUUAUCACCCAAUUCCCCCCUCUAACACCCGUCACACAGACCUCAUAUCAGGCCCUGACACACCCGACUGCCCCCGCCACCCCCUCACCCCAAACACAUGCAGACACACACACUGACAUUUCAUGGCUACAGAGGUCAUGGGCACGUCGAGGCUGUGUGAAUUUGCAUAUUGUACAACAAAACAAAAAAGGAAUACUGAUGGUCACGGUGUCAGAGAUACAACAUGCUGUCACUUUUCUGUUCAAACAGCUUGAUCUCAUAGAAAUGCAUCAAAUAGUCACGACCUCUUAACAACACAUAAUGUGGUGGUGGGCAUGAAAUUUAGUGAAUAUUUAGUGCUGGCAACACAAAAACAACGGCAAUGCAAAGUCAGUCAGAAUCUUUUGUUGUGAAGGACACUUGAAUUAGUAUAAGUACAGAAUAAGAAUAAGUAUAAAGAGCGAGAAAAUUCAUGUAAGGUGGCCAAGGGGCUAUGGAUAGGUCAAACAUGCAUGGACUUUUAACCAGGAGACUUCUGUUUGUGUCACAUGUCAACAUAUUUUGUUGUUUAAAAAACGCUACUCAACUAAAUACAAUCAUUUCUUAUUUUCUUUGAUAUUUUUGUCAUAGACGGAUGAUACAAAGAUGACUGCUAGGUAAUUCAUAUGUUGAUGCUGUCCGAUGUAAAGUCUUUAUUUGAUCAUGUGAUGAGAUGCUAGGAUAUAUGGAAAUCUGGCACUGGUGCCUGUCAUGACUAGCUUACACCACUGAAGGGAUCCUUUCCAUAAUGUCGUCAGACUAUUCCAGUAACAAUCUGAGCCAUGUUGUUCCCAUUAGUCACUUAGGCACAACAACAUUAAAAAUAUGGUCCAGGUAGAAAAAUACUAAAGUUACUCUUUAACCAAGUUUUUCUUCUUUUUAUUAUUAUUUUUCUCUAAAUCUAACCAAGUCUUUUUCUUUCCCUGAACCUAACAAAACUGUGACCAUUUGUAAAAGACUUUGCAUUGGCAUGGUUUUUGUGUUGCCAGCAUGUAAUUUUAAUAAAUUUUGUGCCCACUACAAUGUAGUGCAUUGUUAAGAAAUGCAUUACAUGUCCAUUUCGGGUAUUUCUGUGAGACUGUGUUGAUUCAAAUCACACUAAACACACAUCAUACUGACAGAAUGAUAAAAACAAAAAAGCUUGCUGACCAUUACAUUGCCAAAAAUAAAUGAAUAACAGCAACAUAUCAUUCCAGAGACAGUGUCCUGGUUACUCUGGAAAAUCCACAGAACAUACUGUUAACAGUUUUCUAUGGGGAAAACAGCCCCACAAAUGAAAUUCUGUUUACCUCCAUUCUACUGGGGUUUUUUAGGUAGAAAUCUCAGAGGCAGAUAUCUUAAAACUUGGACAAAUAAGAUUUUAAGAAAUAUAUUAGUACUCUGAUUUUUAAAUAUGCUAGGCUAGGCUAAACUAGACUAGGCUAAUGUAUACUCAAAUAGAGGAGAGCUAGUCAGUGUGUGGAGCUGUAGAGGCAGGUUAUAAUUGUUCACUUCUAAAAAGAGCUGACUUACAGCAGCAGGGAAAAGACUGACUUUUCUGAAUUCUAUACACUUAAUCACACAUCCGCCCCUUUGUGUGGAGUGUUCGGAAGGGUUAGCUACAGGGAGCUUCGUCCCAUCUGUAACCCCAGCACUUCUCUGUGAUUCUGUGACACAACACUACACAGACUUCAGGGGGGAAGUUAUUUUUCAUGAAUUUACAUGUCUGUCCUCCCAAAAUAAUAAAAUGUUUGCCUGGGGUAAAACCACCAUAUAACACAGACUCCAUUUGGCCACUGCCUCUUCUUUCUGUAAGCUAGCAGAGUAGCCUAAACGUGCAUCUAGCGAGGAAGAGCAGCAUAGCAGAAGGACACAGUAGAUGGUUAUGGAUUUAAACAUUCGUUUGCCCCAGGAAAAACAUUUUGUCAUUUUAGGCAGACUUCAAAUACAUUUGGUAAUACAAGUGACUGCUGGAUAACAGGUAUAAAAUAGCAGUUUUGCAUAGAAAACACUACAUUAGCUUGUGACCAAGUCAUUUCAGUGAGGGUAUACUUAAGCAUUUGGUGUAAAACACCCUAAAUGUUGGCUAUUUUUAAGUGUUGUUAAUCACUGUUAAAAUGAACAAAAAUAUGCUAAUUGUGACCUGUAGACUAUGACAUGAUGCCAUUUUAUUGACCUACUGUUUCACUACAACAUAGGCCCUAUUUUGGCCCUGAAAGGGCCCUGUGGCCCUAGUUUCCCACAUUUUCUGCCUAUAUGACUAAUGGGAACAACAGUUUUUUUUAAAAGUAGUCCAGUACUGAGCAAGAGAGCUGCAGCGACAAAACAAGCUACAAUCUACAGUGGCAUGCAAAGGUUUUGGCACCUCUGGUCAACAUUUCUUUUACCGUGAAUAGUUAAGUGAGUAUAUAACUGAUCUCCAAAAGGCAUGAAGUUAAAGAUGAAACAUGCUUUUCAACACACGCAAGAUUACUAUAUUCAAUUUUGUUGAGUACAAUUUUAGAGAGAAAAAAGGAAAGGAGCACCAUGCAAAAGUUUGGGCACCCCAAGACAUUUGACUGACAACAUUUAAUAGGGUGUCAGACCAUAAUUAGCUUAGUCGGGCUAUGGCUUGUUCACAGCCAUUGUUAGGAAAUUUCAAAGCUUUAUAAAUACUCUGACUCCUGAAACCUUGUCCC
Messenger RNA from Epinephelus lanceolatus (giant grouper), 6834 nucleotides. It is a transcript of the gene unc5db, whose product is annotated as unc-5 netrin receptor Db. The record is from RefSeq and is a predicted model, not a curated record. Gene Ontology annotation, molecular function: netrin receptor activity; protein binding. Gene Ontology annotation, biological process: netrin-activated signaling pathway; axon guidance. Gene Ontology annotation, cellular component: membrane. NCBI's taxonomy places the organism in Eukaryota, Metazoa, Chordata, Actinopteri, Perciformes, Serranidae.